Vollenhovia emeryi is the source of this 995-nucleotide messenger RNA. RefSeq lists its product as uncharacterized. The transcript has a single exon. The annotation marks the transcript as partial. NCBI's taxonomy places the organism in Eukaryota, Metazoa, Arthropoda, Insecta, Hymenoptera, Formicidae. Gene Ontology annotation, biological process: DNA integration. Gene Ontology annotation, molecular function: nucleic acid binding. The record is from RefSeq and is a predicted model, not a curated record.
AUGAAUUAUGUAAGCGAAGUGUUACAAACACUAAAUGCGGUGGAAAUUGCGAAGGAAACGAAACGUGAUAAAGUGUUGAAUAAAAUUGUAAGAUAUGCGAUUGAUCAAUGGCCAAAAGUGAACGAGUUAAGCGAGUAUGAGCAAAAGUUUCAUGCUAAACGUGAAGAGUUGUUCGUGGAAAAAGGAUGCCUUUUCUGGGGAUAUAGAAUCGUAAUCCCAGAAUCAGUGAAAAGUUUAGUGUUGCGAGAAUUACACGCGUCUCACUUUGGAACUGUAAGAAUGAAAAUGAUAGCGAGGUCAUACGUCUGGUGGCCAGGUAUCGAUGGCGAAAUUGAGCAAAUUACAGCAUCUUGCUUAGCGUGCGGACAAGAACAGAAAAAGCCAUCGAGUGUACCAUUAACACCAUGGCCAUGGCCAGACAAGUUUUGGAGUAGGAUUCACAGCGACUUUCUUGGUCCAUUCCACGGUCAUAUGUUUAUGAUCGUUAUCGACGCUCAUGCGAAAUGGUCAGAAGUUAUCGAUAUGCGAAAAUGUACGACGUCGACAGAAGUAAUUAAAGUAUUUCGAAAAUUGUUUGCUCGAUUUGGAUUACCGCGUCAUCUGGUGACGGAUAACGGUCGUCAGUACUCUAGCCUUGAGUUCAAAGAGUUCACUAAAUGUAAUGGAAUAAAACAUAGCUUUUCAGCACCUCAUCAUCCGGCGACGAAUGGGGCAGCUGAAAACUUUGUUCAAACGUUUAAAGAUAAAGUUACGAAAAUUAUGAAAAGCGGAAGAAAUCUCGAGGAAGCAAUAGAUAUAUUUUUGUUCGAUUACAGAGCGACCGAACACUGCACGACCGGCAGAAGUCCCGCCUAUCUCGCGUAUAAGCACGAGCUUAGAACUAGAUUUGAUCUACUUCGACCUGACGUAGGCGAGACGGUCGACAAAAAACAGACUGCGCAAAUAAUUGGCAAAAGAGGAAAGCGAAAAGUAGACUUUAGAGUAGGUGUAGGAUG